GGCUGGUCACACACUUCUGACGUUUGACUGCUGGGAGUUCCGACUUUUCGGCUAAAUUAAUGCAAACCAAUUGAUUGUCACCAGAAGUGGUUAAAUUGUUGUUGCGCGCGCCGAGGAUGAGCAACCACCGCCUUGCGAUGAACUUGGACAUGUCCGAGAUAAUCGAGUUCGUGCUGCCCGCGAAGAGCGAAUAUUCGGACGACGAUGGAGGGGGCGCCGGUGGCAUUGUGGACGCCAGCGAGGAUGCCACCUAUGUGGUGCUGGAGGGCCUGGGAAACGAAUACGACGAGGAGUUCCUCAUUGUCAACGAGGAUGGCGGAGAGGGCGAACUGCUAGCGGACGAUGAGCUGCAGGGUCUGCUCGUCGGAUCCCGAGUGAGGGAUACACCGAUGGGCGAGCAGGGUGAACAGUAUGUCGUCACUGAAUUGUUGCUUAGCGAAAUGGAGGAGCUGGUCGAGGAGGAGCAGGAGCACGGCGACUACGACGACCUGAGCUAUACCCAUCCUCCGGUGUCCGAAGAGCUAGAAGAUCUCGAUAUGGAUCCACCAUCGCCGCCGUCGCCUUCUCCACCGCCAACGCAAAAAGCAGCGCCGCCACCGGCACCUCAAGCGCAGCCGGGAAGUAAAGCGAAAACAGCGUCCGCCCACCAGAUCGCCAUACGCAGCUUUGCGAGCCAAAACGAAGACGAUGGCAGCGUCAAAGAUGUGAAGCCCAGCGAAAAGAUGCUAGAGGAGUUCAAGGGACCGCGUCGCUACCUGCUCUUCGACGACCUGAUAGCCACUAUCGUGGAUUUUGACGAAGACAGCACGCCCAUUGUGGAGUUCUCCAUGAUCAGCAACAUGGUGGACGAAAAGCUGCCGGUGGAAUGCGGUAUUUGCCCGGAUGUGAUGCACAAGACGAAGCUGUCGAAGCACCAGAAGACGCAUAUGGUGCCGGGAACCAAUCGCUAUGCCUGCAUCUACUGCACGGAAACUUAUCGCGACUGCAAAUACCUGGCAGGACAUGCGCGGCGUCACAUGGGCAUUCGUCCGUAUGUCUGCGAACUGUGCACUCUAUACUUCUCCACCAAACAGGACCUGAGGGUUCACAACCAACGCCGCCACCUCGAGAAGGAACACAUUUGCGAGAUGUGCGGCAAGACAUUCGCGCAAAACACCCAGCUAAAGAGGCAUCGUGAGGCGACGCACGAAAAGAAGCGACGAUUCCAGUGCCAAUACUGCCAGAAGGCCUACUACAAGAACUUCUCGCUGCAGGAGCACAUUCGCAACGUACACAUGGGCAAGCGGAGAAUGCUGAAGUGCCCGUUCUGUGGGAUGCAGUGCCGCGAUGCCCACAAGAUGGCCCGCCACCGCAAGGAGAUGCACCUGAGCCAGGGCACGUACGUGUGUCACUUGUGCCAGGAGGAGUUCACGGACAUAAACUACUUCGACGCCCACAAGCGGUCCAUUCAGUGUCGCAGCAAUACUCGUCGAUUUGUGGGCGACGGCGAGGGCAAUCAGUCCGCCUCGGGAUCCGUUUCGGGUGGCAUGAUGGACGGCCAGGAGGAAGAGGAUGAGGACGACGGCUUGGGGUUGCUGGAGGAGGAUUACGACGAGGACGAUGGCCUGCUGGUUGAGGAGAGCCAAACGGAGGAGCCAGUGGCUGGCAACGGGCAUUAUAUGGUCAGCGAGGGGGAGCAGCAGUUUGUCCAGAUAUCCGACUACGACGACCAGCGUUUGCUGGUGGAGAACGUAGCCAACGGGGGAGGAGGAGGGGAUAUCGAGGAGGAGGAAGAACAGUACUAUAAUGCUGUCCAACAUCACCGAGGGCAGCAGCAGCCGCAGCAGAUCCAUCACCAAGUCCAUGGACAGGACUACAACGACGAGCUGAUAUACGAGAUCACCUUGAAGACUGAGGAUAAUUGAGUGCCGCCCCCGUGCACAAAAGUGUAAAUAGGAACCAAUUAAAUAAUAUCAAGCAAACUACAUUUUA
This is a messenger RNA of Drosophila ficusphila, 1971 nucleotides long. Its product is annotated as zinc finger and SCAN domain-containing protein 21. NCBI's taxonomy places the organism in Eukaryota, Metazoa, Arthropoda, Insecta, Diptera, Drosophilidae. Gene Ontology annotation, biological process: regulation of transcription by RNA polymerase II. Gene Ontology annotation, molecular function: RNA polymerase II transcription regulatory region sequence-specific DNA binding; DNA-binding transcription factor activity, RNA polymerase II-specific. The record is from RefSeq and is a predicted model, not a curated record. Gene Ontology annotation, cellular component: nucleus.